AAAAAAUUACAGUUAGCAACACUGUCGAGAAAACAUGCUGUUUCACAUGCUUCGAUUCGAUUACUAAAUAUUGAAAAAUACUUUUUAUUCGAGUGUAUAGAAAUUGUUUAACAAGGUGCAACAAAUAUAAUAUUCAUAAAAUACAUCUUUAAUCAUAUCCUUUAAUAAAAGUUUUAUUUAAUUUAAUUGAAAAGAUAACCAACGCAUUUCACAUUUUCUCCUUAUAGCAGGUAUACAUAUCUAUAGAAUGUCGAAACCAAUAGUUUUUGUAACUGGAAAUGUAAAGAAAUUAGAAGAAUUUGUGGCUAUUCUGGGAACAAAUUUUCCAUUAGAAAUUAUAAGCAAGAAGAUUGAUCUUCCAGAAUAUCAAGGAGAAAUAGAUGAUAUUUGCAAAAACAAAUGUCGAGCAGCAGCUGAUUUAAUAAAAGGUCCCGUUAUUAUUGAAGAUACUUGCUUAUGCUUUAAUGCAAUGAACGGUUUACCUGGUCCUUAUAUUAAGUGGUUUUUAGACAAAUUAGGACCAGAAGGAUUAUACCAAAUGCUUAAUGGAUGGGAAGAUAAAACUGCUGAAGCAGUUUGUACUUUUGCUUAUUGUUCAGGAAAAUUGGAAGAUCCAGUUUUACUGUUUCAAGGUAGAACGCAAGGAAGUAUCGUGAGUCCUCGAGGUCCACGAGAUUUUGGUUGGGAUUCAUGUUUUCAACCUUUGGACAGUGAUAAAACUUACGCAGAAUUACCGAAAGAAGUUAAGAAUAAAAUUUCUCAUCGUAGUAAAGCACUGGAGAAAUUAAAAGAAUAUUUUUUGAAAAACGUUGAACAAUAAAUCAAUAAAUUAUAUUUUUUGAAAAUACAA
Apis florea (little honeybee) is the source of this 850-nucleotide messenger RNA. Its product is annotated as inosine triphosphate pyrophosphatase. Lineage: Eukaryota; Metazoa; Arthropoda; Insecta; Hymenoptera; Apidae. Gene Ontology annotation, molecular function: nucleoside triphosphate diphosphatase activity. Gene Ontology annotation, cellular component: cytoplasm. The record is from RefSeq and is a predicted model, not a curated record. Gene Ontology annotation, biological process: nucleoside triphosphate catabolic process.